GAAUUGGAUGACCGUUUGUACGGGUUUUUUAUCUUUUAAAUUUUGAUAUCGCAUUUUAUAUACUCAUACACGAGAUACGCGAGGUGUCUGUUAAUUUUUGAAGUAUUAAAUGCAGUUAGUUUUGGUUAAAAAAAAGGUUACUGUAUGUUAAGUCCUCCUCUCUCGUUUAGUUGAUGGGUGAUUUUUCUUCGGUUGUAUGCGAACUUAUUGAUACGGUCUUGUAAACAAAUGUUAUAUAGGUAGUGUAACGCGGUGUUGUUGAAUUGAACGGUUUUCAGUUUUUAUUAUACUUUCGGAAGUGAAAGAGUGCGAAUCCAGAAUUGAGAUCGAUUUUAUUUCGGUUUGGAAUUGAUAUUUCAAUUGCGGUGUUUUGCGGUUUUUUGUAGUUGAAACAAUAAUCUGGUUAAUAAACUCUUGACUCUGUAGUCAUCGUUUUCUCUGAAGGAUAACCAAUUUUAUUAAGCAAAAAUGGCGUCUGGAGUAACCGUAUCAGAUAUUUGUAAGACAACCUAUGAAGAAAUCAAAAAGGAUAAAAAACAUCGCUACGUCAUCUUCUACAUCCGUGAUGAGAAGCAAAUCGAUGUGGAAGUAGUUGGUAAUCGCGAUGCCGAAUACGAUUCAUUUUUGGAAGACAUCCAAAAAGGUGGUGCUGGUGAAUGCCGAUACGGUCUCUUCGAUUUUGAAUACAUGCAUCAAUGUCAAGGUACCUCUGAAAGUUCCAAAAAACAAAAGCUUUUCCUGAUGUCAUGGUGUCCGGACACAGCUAAGGUUAAAAAGAAGAUGUUGUACUCUAGCUCAUUCGACGCAUUGAAGAAAUCAUUGGUGGGCGUACAGAAAUACAUCCAAGCCACCGAUCUAUCCGAAGCUUCCCGGGAAGCCGUCGAAGAGAAAUUACGCGCCACCGAUCGCCAAUAAGUUUCUAAACACUUUUUUUGUUUAAUUUUUUUCUUUUUUUAAUAUAGUUUCCUCUUUCAAACAAACAAACAAAAAUACUUUUCUUUUUUGAACGGAAACGAUGACCCGAAAAACAUUUUUUUUAUAUCAAACGCACACACAUACAGAGGAGGAACAACAUUUAUAACCGAGAUAAUUUCGAGUAAAUGAAAAUGAAGGAAAAAAAAUAGUUUCGCGCGUCCGAAAAGAAGUAUAAAAAAUAAUCCCUUUCAAUACCAUGAUAAAUAUUCUAAACAUCAAAAUAUUAAAAACAGAAAGAAAUUGCAAACAAACCCAGAAGCUUUUUUUUAUAAUUAAAAUCUUAAAUUAUUUAAAAUGGAUGAAUUUCAUUUUGGUAUUUCUUACAGUUUCAUUUGUGUUUCUUUUCUUAUAAAUGGAAUUUAUGCAUUUUCUUGUGACUGGCACACAAUAGAUUUCUUUUUUGUUCUAAUUUAAUUUCACUUUCCUUUUGAAUAUUUCUUUUUUUUGUAAAUCGAAAAUGUUUUCCUUUUUAAAUUGAACAAAAUAAGAAACCGAAAAAGAGAAAAACAUUUUUUAUUUAAACAAUCGAUAAACAUAACAAUACAUCAUGCACCUCUACAGAAGACACAAAACAUUUUUGAGAGAUAAAAUUUAAUUCUAAUUUAAAGCGUAAAAAUUGUCAAAUUUUCAUAACGAAAAGGAAAAAUAAAAAGAAUGAAAAACAAAACAAAACAAACAAACAAAAAAGAAUGUUUCACAAUAAGAAUUUUUUUUAUAAUAAAAAUUUGUAAUUUAUGAUUUAAUUGUAAACUAAUUGUCGCUAAGAGGGGUGUAACAAUAAAUAAAAACAAGUCAAAAUGAGUCAUAAAUAAUUCAAA
This is a messenger RNA of Bradysia coprophila, 1793 nucleotides long. RefSeq names its product Cofilin/actin-depolymerizing factor homolog tsr (gene tsr). The record is from RefSeq and is a predicted model, not a curated record. Gene Ontology annotation, molecular function: actin binding. Gene Ontology annotation, cellular component: actin cytoskeleton. Gene Ontology annotation, biological process: actin filament depolymerization. NCBI's taxonomy places the organism in Eukaryota, Metazoa, Arthropoda, Insecta, Diptera, Sciaridae.